AUGGCGUCUUCUUCCAAAGUCGACCCUGAUCACUCCAUUACUUCUUCUUCUCCAAUCAUCUCUACCAAACUCUCUCGAAUGGAUCUUAUUCUUCGAAUUCUUCUUUUCGUGAAGACUUUAGCAGCUAUCAUUGUGAUGGUCACAAGCAAGCAGAAAAAGGACGUGUUCCCAGCAGCUCAUUUGGUUGUUGUUGCUAAGUUUGACCAUUCUUCUGCUUUCAUAUAUUUUGUGGUGGCCAUCUCAGUGGCCUGCUUGUACAGUUUGGUUACUGCAGUGAGGUCUGCUAUCAGGCCUUAUUCCCAUUCAAGAACGUUAUUCUUCACAGCCUUCUUUGAUGCGCUAAUAUUUGGUGUGGUGGCUUCUGCUGUGGGAGCUGCAGCUUCAAUCGCUUAUGUUGGAGCGAAGGGAAAUCCUCAUGUGGGUUGGUCGAAAAUCUGCAACCUGUUUGAUAAAUUCUGCAAGCAUAUUGGAGGGUCUCUUAUUCUAUCUGUAUCAGCCUCCAUCACUCUUAUUUUUCUCAUGAUGAUCUCCACCUUCUCCCUCUAUCGUAGAAGCCGUUGAUAUAUCUGUAGAUAAUACGUACAUGCAGCUCUGGUGUGCUUCAGCAGGAGUGGUGAUUGUCCAAGGCUUCGGUUAAUGUGACAGCUUUUUUAUAAGUACUUUUUACAGCUGCUUUUAACUAAAACUUUUCUUGAAAAUGGUGAAAAAUAGUGGUAAAAAUCUGUCCAAAUAUGCUGUUUGAGUUGUGCUUUAAGGGUGUAAUUUGUGAAAAGGGUUGUAUGAAGCUCUUAUAUUUUGUGUUCA
Dendrobium catenatum is the source of this 804-nucleotide messenger RNA. RefSeq names its product CASP-like protein 1D1. Lineage: Eukaryota; Viridiplantae; Streptophyta; Magnoliopsida; Asparagales; Orchidaceae. The record is from RefSeq and is a predicted model, not a curated record. The transcript is spliced from 3 exons. The coding region runs from base 1 to 561 and encodes 186 amino acids.